Molecule: messenger RNA, 2852 nt
Organism: Anguilla rostrata (American eel)
Lineage: Eukaryota; Metazoa; Chordata; Actinopteri; Anguilliformes; Anguillidae
Product: E3 ubiquitin-protein ligase TRIM35-like
Exons: 5
Coding region: 1059-2459 (466 amino acids)
Biological process (GO): protein ubiquitination
Cellular component (GO): cytoplasm
Molecular function (GO): zinc ion binding; protein binding; ubiquitin protein ligase activity
Source: RefSeq, a predicted model, not a curated record
GAGGUCUGUCAUUUACGGAAGUGCUGCAGACCCUUCGGUCUGCAUGGCACACACAUUCUGAACCUAUUCUAAACCACAGGUCUCUCCAUUACAUGGUAAUCAAGGUUAAUGAUCACAUAUCACAUCGUACUCCCCGCAAAAGUGUAGUAUGGGUAAGGAGUUGGUCUUGUAACCUAAAGGUCGCAGGUUCGAUUCCCCGCUAGGAAACUGUCAUUGUACCCUUGAGCAAGGUACUUAACCUGCAUUGCUCUAGUGUAUAUCCAGCUGUAUAAAUGGAUACAAUGUAAGUCGCUCUGGAUAAGAGCGUCUGCUAAAUGCCUGUAAUGCAAUGUAAAAAAAACUGAACUUUGACCUUGAGAAGUGAACUGUUUUUAAGAAACGGCUACACAUUGUGUCUGAAAAAGUUUUUUUUCUUGUUUAAAAAAUGUUUCAAAAAGUUCAAGAGGCAUUCACCCUCUGUCCAGUGUAGCAGCAAACGUUUCAGUCACGUUUUCGUCAGUGCUAUAAUGAACUACUCUAAAUCACUGCCCUCUCCAUUACUUGGAUCAGUGAGGAUAUUAUAAAGAGGAAUGGACUGUGGAGUUAAACUCUGAAUCUGAGCUUUAAUCGUGUUCCUAAGGGAGGGUGUGUGUUUGAGAUUAGCUGAGGAAUGAGAUUCCAUUUGGAUUAACACACAUGAGAGAGAACUGACAGAACCUGAAGAACAGGGCUGGUGUAGAACUGCCGGCAGAUCAGCCACUCAAACCUAAGUGGUACGAUGCCAGCCCCUGCAGGAAGUUCUGUCCCUGAUAAUAAGGUGUGUCUAACAGGAAGAGCUGUUUCUCACAGGUAGAUGCUUUAGUUAUAUCAGGGACCUUUUAAGACGAUUUCAAUCUAUAUUUUUCAGAAAUACAGGAUUUUCUGAUAACAAAGAAAAAAUACCAAGAAGAAGAGAGAUUUGAGUCUAAUUUUAAAGAUAGUCCUUAGCUGCAGUUUGUUGUGACAGCAGUAAGUAAAAGUGAAACUAAACUACAGAUUUAGCAGAAAUCAUUACUGAGCUCUGAACAGACCAAGACAGAAUGGCGUCUGGAUCUUCUCCCCUGGAAGAGGAGCUCUCCUGUCCUGUGUGCUCUGAAAUCUUCAGGGAUCCUGUUGUCCUGAGUUGCAGUCACAGCUUCUGUAAGGCCUGUCUGCAGCAGUACUGGGCACAGAAGGGAUCUCGGGAGUGCCCAGUGUGCAGAAGAUCUUCUAAGUAUAUACCUCCCUGUAACCUGUCUCUGAGAAAUGCCUGUGAGGCUUUCUUAAAGGAGAGAAGUCAGAGAGCUAAAGCAGGAUCUAAAGUGCUCUGCAGUCUGCACAGUGAGAAACUCGGACUCUUCUGUUUGGAUGAUGAUGACCCCAUUUGUGUUGACUGUUUAAGAGAAAAACACAGAAAUCACAACUUCUGUCCAAUAGAGGAGGCUGCUCUGAAAUAUAAGGAGAAACUCAGGACUGCACUGGCUCCACUGCAGGAGAAGCUAAAUGCCUUUAAUGCAAUGAAACUAGUCUGUGACCAAACAGCAGAGCACAUCAAGAGCCAGGCCCAGCACACAGAGAGACAGAUAAAGAUGGAGUUUGAGAAACUUCAGCAGUUCCUAAAAGAUGAAGAGGCAGCCAGGAUCACUGCACUGAGGGAGGAAGAGGAGCAGAAGAGUCAGAUGAUGAAGGAGAAGAUUGAGAAGAUGACAGAAGAGAUAUCAUCCCUUUCAGAACAAAUCAGAGCCAUAGAACAGGAGCUGGGAGCUGAAGACAUCUCAUUCCUGCAGGUAACACAAGUGACUCCUGAAUAUUAUUGCAGAGCCCAGUGCACACUGGCGGAUCCAGAGAAGGUCUCAGGAGCGCUGAUUGAUGUGGCCAAGCACCUGGGCAAUCUGAAGUGCAGAGUGUGGAAGAAGAUGCUGGGGACUGUUCAAUACACUCCUGUGACUCUGGACCCAAACACAGCACAUCCCGACCUCUCACUGUCUGAGGAUCUGACCAGUGUGAGACGCAGUGAUGAGAGACAGCAGGUUCCUGAUAACCCAGAGAGAUUUGAUAGGGGGCUGUGGUGUGUGCUGGGCUCUGAGGGAUUCAGCUCAGGGAGACACUGCUGGGAUGUAGAAGUGGGGGAUGAUGACUGGGUGGUGGGUGUGGUUGAAGAGUCCAUCAGAAGGAAAGGGGUUGUGAAUUGGAGCCGAGCAGGAGGAGUGUGGAGUAUACUGCAGCGCAGUGGGGCAUACACAGCCCUGACCUCCCCACGUACAGCCCUCACUGUGCAGAGGAAACCCCAGAGGAUCAGAGUGCAGCUGGACUGGGACAGGGGGGAGGUGUCAUUCUCUGACCCCAGUGACAACACUCCUCUCUACACUUUUAAACACUCCUUCACUGAGAGAGUGUUUCCAUACUUCUGGCCUGAUUCUCUGCGGAUCUGUCCACUGAAGUUGUCUCUAAGAGUGGAAUAGUGCUGUGGUUUGUGGGCAAGGAUUCGCUUUGACAAGAUUAAUGAGCAUAUUUGCGGAUAAUAUCUUUUACAAUAUUUUAUUGAAUCAUUUUCAAAAUAUAGAUCCAUUUCUGCAGCAGUUCAUGAUGAAUGUAUCUUUGAAAUCUCAUGAUGCAGUAAAAAUCAGGUUGAAAGAACUGCAUUCCAUCACAUCUGAGCAGGAUUAAUUAAAAUAUUUGCUAUACGGUGGUGGUGUAAGUGUGUGGGUUUGUGUGUAAUCAGUUUAAUUGUAAUAAAUACACCAGUGGAAUCACUCCAGAGUGCUGCUCUUUUCCUGACCCGUCACCAGUGUGUCUCCCAGCUGUGUGAUGAGGUAAGUCUCCUCCUCUAGGGCAGUAUGAACACAGGCAGAGGC